This is a messenger RNA of Sesamum indicum (sesame), 2072 nucleotides long. RefSeq names its product Galactose oxidase/kelch repeat superfamily protein. The record is from RefSeq and is a predicted model, not a curated record. Gene Ontology annotation, molecular function: protein binding. Lineage: Eukaryota; Viridiplantae; Streptophyta; Magnoliopsida; Lamiales; Pedaliaceae.
AAAUAUAUAUAAACAUCUGAGUAGGUCGAGUUGGGCCAAAUAUCCAAUUCCGAGACAAUAAUAGAAAUUAUCCUUCAUUGUUCUGUAACUUGUAUGGAUAUUCAAUUUCUGAAUUGAAAUGUUGUUUUGACAAGAACAAAUUUAAUACCAAACCAAAGGAAAAGAAAAGAAACGAGAAACAAGAAAUCACUACAAUAAUACUCGAGUACAGUUGGUAGUCUUGUGGAAUCCCAGAGAGAGAGAGAGAGGGAGGAAGAGGAUGAAGACCCAUUGCUGGGUUCGAGCUUCUGCUUCCGAUUUCACUGGACCUCUGCCCCAACCUCGAAGCGGGCAUACAGCUGUGAACAUCGGGAAGUCGAAGAUUGUGUUUUUCGGUGGUCUGCUGGACAAGAAAUUCCUCAAUGACGUCAUUGUUUAUGACAUUGACAACAAUAUGUGGUUUGAGCCAGAGUGCACAGGUAGUGGUUCUGAUGGGAAAGUGGGCCCAAGUCCACGUGCUUUUCAUAUUGCUGUUGCUAUUGAUUGUCACAUGUUCGUCUUUGGCGGGAGGUCUGGUGGCAAUAGGUUAGGUGAUUUCUGGGUUCUAGAUACUGAUAUAUGGCAAUGGUCAGAGCUCACCAGUUUCGGGGACUUGCCUUCAUCAAGGGAUUUUGCUGCUGCUUCAGCUAUUGGAAACCGUAAAAUUGUGAUGUAUGGUGGCUGGGAUGGUAAGAAGUGGCUCUCAGAUGUCUAUGUCCUAGACACAAUUUCUCUUGAGUGGAUGGAGUUGUCUGUUUCAGGGACAAUACCUCCACCAAGAUGUGGUCAUUCUGCCACAAUGAUUGAAAAGCGGUUGCUCAUCUAUGGUGGUAGAGGUGGUGGGGGGCCAAUCAUGGGUGAUCUAUGGGCUUUAAAGGGACUUAUUGAAGAAGAGAAUGAAGCACCUGGAUGGACCCAAUUGAAGCUUCCUGGUCAAUCUCCUUCACCCCGCUGUGGACACACCAUCGCUUCUGGAGGGCACUAUCUUUUAUUAUUUGGUGGGCAUGGAACUGGCGGUUGGCUGAGCCGUUAUGACAUUUACCACAAUGAUUGUGUUGUAUUAGAUAGAGUGUCCGUGCAGUGGAAACGCUUACCUACUAGCAAUGAACCUCCAGCUGCUCGAGCAUACCAUUCCAUGAACUCUAUUGGUUCUCGGUAUUUAUUAUUUGGUGGCUUUGAUGGAAAAUCAACUUAUGGCGAUCUCUGGUGGCUUGUACCUGAGGAUGAUCCUAUUGCAAAGAGGUUACCAGCACCUUCAUCUGGUGUUGUUCAAGAAAGAAACACAACCAUGGGAGCAAAGGAUAACCAGAGAUAUGGAUCUGCAGUUUCAGAGUUACAGAAAAGAUUAGAAAUUUCAAAUCUGCUUUCUACUCCACAGUGUAUCAUGGAUGAAGUGGAAGACAAAGAACUUCUCCAACUAGCAUCAAGAGUUCACAGUGAACAGGCUGUCAGUAACUUGCAGGCUGUGCAGGCACUCCGAGAACACUGGAUGAAGUCUGCACCACAGUCUAUUAAAUUAAAAGAGCUUAGCCCAUUACUUCGUGACUAUCAGCGGUUGAUCACCCGCUUUCAUAUAGGAAAGGAUGGAUCUAAUUUAGAGCUUGUGGAAUCUGGUUUUCCUGGAAAAGAUGCAUUUCACUUCUAUCAUGUAAAAAGUGCUACUCAGUUGCGGUUAAAUGAAAUCUCGAAUCUAUUGGCAGAGUACAAAGAGCUUCUCUCAUCUACAAAUAUUUGACCAACACUUUGUGCAGCCCUUACAUAUAUUGGGACAGAAUUUGAAAGAGGAAAAGAGAAAAAACCGGAAAAAAGGGUGUUCUUGCCAUUCCCUUUAAGAAACGGGAGAUGCAAAGUCAGAGGCAAAUGCCAGGGCCUACAGUGUUAUUACUCAUCUAUCACUAAUCACUCGCAAUUUCAGCUUUACCUUUUUGUUAUUUGUAGUUGAUUUGUCUAAGAAAGAUCAACAAUAAGCCCUACUACUACAUUCCAAUGGAUAUUGAGAUACCUUUUCCUGUCCUGUCCACAAGUGGGUUGUUUAUGUCAGUUGUGAUUGUAUA